CGAGAAGCAACCUGUAGCUGCGUAGCAGCCGCGAAACGCGAUGGUGGGGCGUAUUUUGUAUUUCCUUACAUUCGCCCGAUGUACUUUGCUCAUAGCGGCGGCGGCGGUUUGUAUAGUGUGUCAAUUGUCGGUGCUCGUGCAGUGUGCGUUCGAAAUUCAAACAUGCUGUUCAACUCGGUGAGUAAAAUAAAUGCGGGGAUAGUGUCAUCGUGCAUUGUUGGAUUUGCAUUAUCCUACUAUGCAUACAUCGUUGAAACAUCGAAGGAACACGACAGUUCCUACGAAGCCAUGUGUGAUAUCAGCGAACAUAUCAGUUGCACCAAAGCCUUCAUGUCUGAAUAUGGAAAAGGAUUUGGCAUCAUUCCAGAGAAUUCGCCGUUCUAUUUUCCCAACAGCAUCUAUGGACUGGUCUUUUUCGUCAAUUUCGCAUUACUAAGUGUCUCUAAUAUGCUUGCUGCAACUACAAUGCUCCUGAUUUUGGGGGUCCUGGCUAACAUGGGUUCAGUUUACCUCGCCGUUAUCCUCUACAAGUUGCAGGACAUAUGCGUUGUCUGCAUUAGUACUUACUUGGUCAACGCUGCUAAUUUAACUCUUGCGGUCCGUAAAUUUAAUCUUUUGUCUGAAGGCAGUCCAAAGAAAAGAAAGGCCAACUAAUGAGCUACUUUACUACCUAAAACCAAUACGUUCAGGAGUCAGAUGAUUACAAGUUUGAGAAUAGAAUAAAGGUAAAAAAAUAUUGAAUAUUUUAUUGACUUAUUAUAUUGUACAUAUACUCGGUCUGUAUAUAAAUACAUAUUUCUCUUUAAAGUCGUAUUAAACUACUUCAUAUUAAUUGUAUUUAGUCAUUUGAAUUGAAAGAUGUUGAAACUGGAAUUAUUAGAGAAUAAUUUCACCAAUAACUUGUUACUCUCACUUUUAUUUCAUUAUUGCGACAAUAAAUAUUCAAUGAAUUAUGAAAUUUGAGGCCUACAACUAAUCAUAAUAUACAUAAUAUAGAGUAUCCUUUGAUAUUGCAAAUUGAUAUGAUGUAUAUUACGAGUAUUAAACACAACACGUAAUUAAUAAUUAAAAAAUUUGGUUAGAACACGAUUGAUAUAUCUAAAGAUAUCUGACUAUGAAUCAAUAUUGGGUGAAUAUAUCUAUACAGAAUAACAUUUGUUACAUUUCUUGCUAUUAAUAAUUGAGUAUUGGCUGGGUCAUACAAUACAGGUCUUACUAAAAACGAAUAUCAACUUAUGUGAAGAUACAACAAAGUAAAAGUAAUUGAUCGUGUAUGCAUUGAUACUGUUCAUUUACUAAAGAGACUUGGAUUCAGAACAAAAACUGUUGUUACAGUACCCAAUUUCUCCAUGUAUCCUUUAUGUAAAUUAUUCAGCAACUACGUUAAUCUUUCAAUUCUAAACACUUUAAACGUCAUUAUUA
Neodiprion virginianus is the source of this 1422-nucleotide messenger RNA. It is a transcript of the gene Vkor, whose product is annotated as vitamin K epoxide reductase complex subunit 1. The record is from RefSeq and is a predicted model, not a curated record. Gene Ontology annotation, molecular function: vitamin-K-epoxide reductase (warfarin-sensitive) activity. Gene Ontology annotation, biological process: vitamin K metabolic process; peptidyl-glutamic acid carboxylation. Lineage: Eukaryota; Metazoa; Arthropoda; Insecta; Hymenoptera; Diprionidae. Bases 79 to 654 code for a protein of 191 amino acids. The transcript has 3 exons.